Messenger RNA from Protopolystoma xenopodis, 876 nucleotides. Lineage: Eukaryota; Metazoa; Platyhelminthes; Monogenea; Polystomatidea; Polystomatidae. The record is from the annotation of a GenBank genome assembly.
AUGCUUUGGGCAACGACAUACAUACCUCCUCUCUUCACACAGACGCCUCAAGGAGCUGUGCAAACAGGAUGCUCUCUCGGAUGCCAUCUGCUAAACGCCAGCAUUAACCCUCGCCCGGGUGUUUGCCCCAACCAUUCCUCCUACCGAGGGUCAAGUCAACGGCCCAUCUUGUCAACUUCCCCCGCCUCAUCUCCACCCUCUUCAUCAUUCUCGUUAGUGUCAUCUUCUUCUUCACCGCCUCCUCCAUUGUUCGACUCCUCCUUGAGUCAUCGUCUCUCUCUGACAGCAUCCUCCGAUGCCAACUUCACCCUAACUACACCUAUCGCACAUGCUAAACACGAGACAGCAACCUCCGAGGCCGAGCCUCCGGACUGGUGGCGGCGCCCAGUCCGCCGGCCGUCACACCAGUCGCCUCGGCAACCAAGACGAGCGGUGUCUCGGACGGGAGUGCGAUCACUUUUGGUCGCCUCUCAUUCUCUCGUCGAUAGGAUUUCUGAUCAUGAAGAAGAGAGCAGGGCUCGUGGUAGGCGGGAGGAUGAAGGUGGCGACGGUGGCGAGAGAAGUGUGCCUACGGGUGGAGGAGGAUCCUUCAUGGCGUUUCCUACCAAUUGUCUUACUAAAUGUUCACUUGAUUCAGACUGCUUGGAGCCGUUGGAACGAUCAAACAAAGAAAUGACUAUUCCGAUGCCCGAUAGAUUGCAGAACAACCGAAGUGUUCGGUAUUCCUGUCCUCAAGUUUAUUCGAAUUCUCUUCCACUAAUCAGUAGCACCCGGCAUAUGCCUCUUGACUGUGACUCCUCACGAAUCUCACCGCAGUUCGGUUCUUUCCUUUUGACAACUGAACUGGAAAAGGAUACUAUAACGCCAGCCAUCUGA